Molecule: messenger RNA, 2148 nt
Organism: Chenopodium quinoa (quinoa)
Lineage: Eukaryota; Viridiplantae; Streptophyta; Magnoliopsida; Caryophyllales; Amaranthaceae
Product: tobamovirus multiplication protein 1-like
Exons: 11
Coding region: 966-1856 (296 amino acids)
Source: RefSeq, a predicted model, not a curated record
CGGUAGUCAGUACACCCUAGGCUAAGCUCUGUGCUAAAUUCUUUUUCUCUUAUUAUGCUUACUUGAAGGUUGUAAAUGAAUUAAGACUCCUGCCUCAUGGUCAAUGUCUUGAGCACGUACACGGCUAACUGGCUAAGACAUGUUUUAUUCGUUUUUGAAUCGAGUUACUCAUAACUUUUUACUUGUAAAGCUUGCUCCAUUAUUGAGCUUGAAUCUGAGCAUAAGGUUUUCGGUGUUUAUCUUGAUUAAUGAUCAAAUUAAGUACUCAGUACUUUCUAAAUGAGCCAAGGUUGAACAAAUUGUUGAGCUUAAUUUCAAACUUGAGUUUUGACAAAUUACCUAAAUUUGAACAUGUAAAACAGCUUUGCUACCCUUAAGUUUUAUUAAAGAAGUCAUUUUAGUAUUGCAUCAAUAUAUUUAAUAGUACGAAGUAAGAACUAAUAUUAAUAUUUUUUUUUAAGUUAGUUAAUUAGAGAAAUUAUUAUGAAUACUAUAAAGUGGAGGGAACAAUAGUUGAAGCAUUUUGACCCUAAACUUUUAAACUUUAUAACAAGGAAACACUUAUACAGUGUAUUAUAAAAUAAAUAUUUUUUAUUAAAAAAAAAAAAAAAAAAAAAAAAAAAAAAAAAAAAAAAAGGUGUUAUAUUCAAUUAAAGAAAAUAAAAAUAAAAAAGCAUCUAGUUGGGAAAGUCAAGGUGAUCUUUACCCAUGACACGUGGAUAUCCAACCAUAGACGUGCCUACCUUAAAAAACAUCACGUGUAAAUGUUGUAAUUUUUUUAAUUUUUUUUUAUACUUUUAACUUUUCUUUAUUUUUCCCCGAUUUUCUCAACUUUCUAACAAAGACAAAUCUCAUAUUCUUAUCUCAUACAUUUUUAUUUUUGUUGUUGUUUUCAAUUCCAAAAAUUAUAAAAAUAAAAAGGAAAACUUUAUUAUAUUAAAAAAAUAUACAAGAAGCUUCAAAUUAUGCGACGAACAAAGGGUUUGAUGGCGAUAGAAGAAAGUGAUAAUUAUUUAUUAGCGAGAGAUUUGUUGAAUAAGAUGAUGAUGAUGGAAGAUGGUCUUAAUAAGAGUCCUAACAAAGAUGUUUAUUAUUAUACACUUUGUGCUUCUUAUGCUUUGGUAGCCAUCAUUGCUUUGGUGCAACUUGUCCGAAUACAAAUGCGAGUACCAGAAUAUGGAUGGACGACACAAAAGGCCUUUCACUUGAUGAAUUUCGUUGUAAAUGGGUUGAGAGCCAUUCUUUUUGGAUUGUACAAAAAAGUGUUUCAGAUCAGGCCGCAUACUCUUGAACUCGUGCUACUCGAUUUCCCGGGACUUCUCUUCUUUUCCACUUACACAUUGCUCGUGUUGUUUUGGGCAGAGAUUUAUCACCAGGCAAGAUCCCUACCCUCUGACAGACUUAGACCGGCAUAUUAUGCUGUAAAUGGGAUAGUUUAUGUCGUUCAGAUAAUUAUAUGGAUUUGCAUGAGGCUCGUCAAAAGCUAUGCAGCUCUCCAGGUGGCAAAACUCUUUUUAUCCGUUAUUUCAUUUAGUGCGGCUUCUGGAUUCUUGGUAUACGGUGGAAGGCUGUUCUUUAUGCUGAAGCGAUUUCCUAUUGAAUCUGUAGGCCGUCAAAAGAAGAUCUAUGAAGUUGGAGUAAUAACCGCGAUAUGCUUCACAUGUUUCUUAAUUAAAUGCUUAGUGGCUGCUGUUUCUGCGUUUGAUGAUGAUGCUGAUGUUGAUGUCGUCGAUCAUCCUUUAGGAAAUCUUCUUUAUUACAUGGUGGUUGAGAUUGUUCCUUCUGCUCUAGUGCUCUUUGUUCUUCGAAGGCUACCUUCAAGACGCGUUUCUGAUCAGUAUCAAGCCAUCCAAUGAAGUGGUCCUCUUAUUUUUGGCCUGAUGAUUGGGGUUAUCAAGUCGGUGACAAGAUGCAGAAGCCAUUGGACAGACAGUCUUAAUUUGCAUUUUAUUGUCCUCUGUGGUAUAGGAUUUACAAAUAUAGUAUUUCAUAGAGAUACCCUGGCUUGGCAAUGGACAAUGGCAGCAGAAUAUGCUUUGUUAAAUAAAUUUUCCCCACUUAGAAAAUGAGAAAUUCGAAUCAUACAUGCAUAUUUAGAUUAGAUAAUUUGCAAAUAAAUACUGAUUCUAUUUCAAAAGUGUGUAUAUU